Molecule: messenger RNA, 1083 nt
Organism: Cetraspora pellucida
Lineage: Eukaryota; Fungi; Glomeromycota; Glomeromycetes; Diversisporales; Gigasporaceae
Source: the annotation of a GenBank genome assembly
AUGCCUUUGAUUAAUAAAAUAGAUUCUAGCAAUUCUACACCAUUAGAAUCUUGCAAUGAUCGUGAUGUUACUUCACCGUUAGAAUCUGAAAAUAACAAUGAUCAAUCUCAAAAACGAAACAGACAGGGUGGACCUGUUUUUGACAAAGUAUGGGACUAUGUUAUCAGGUGCGAGAAAGUAAAUCCAGAGCACUAUAAAGCAGAAUGUUAUCAUUGUAGAAAUGUUUGGCAGAGGGGUAAACCUUGCAUUUUAAGGUCUCAUCUUGCACUUCAUUGUUUGAAUGUUCCUGAGGAUAUUCGAUCUUAUUGGCGUAAUAAACUUAUAAGCAAUAAUAAUGCUAAUAAAAGAGAUUCUCAACUACCACUACAAGUUAGCAAGAAUUAUGAUGAAAUUCUUUUAAGACCUUGGAUUAUGACUAAUAUUCCAUUCGAAGUUAUUGAGAAUCCGUAUAUUAAGAAUCUCUUUAAAAGUCUUAAUCCCACAUAUGUGUUGCCAUCUCAUACAACAUUAUCUGGACGAUUACUUGAUGAAGAAUUUGCACGUAUAGAAAAUAAUAUCAAUGACGAGUUGGAGAAUGCAGAAUUGCUUGAUGGGUGGACUUCAAAACGUGGAGAAUCACUGUACAAUUACAUCAUAAUGACUAUAGAGCGAAAGGAAUAUCUUAUUUCUUUGUGCAAUUAUUCAUCAGAAUCAUAUACAAGCAAUUUUAUUGCUUCAGAAAUUGUAGAUAUAAUUGAACGUAUUGGACCUCAAAAGUUUGCUGCUAUCAUUACUGAUUCAGCAGCAAAUCUCAAGUCUGCCAGAGAAAAAAUUCAGACCAAAUAUCCGCAUAUAGUAAAUAUUAGGUGUAUUGCACACGCCAUUAAUCUGAUAGCAACAGAUUUAUCAAAAAUUCGUGAAAUAAAAAUGUUUAUUGAUCAAUGUGGAAAAGUCAUAAAGCACUUUACAAAAUCACCUCAAAAACUGGCAUUAUUACGCCAAGGGUUAUCAAGUAUGAAAAUACGAUUUGAAGGUUUAGAAACAUGGUGUCAAACUCGCUGGGGAUCAUUAUAUGACACUACAAAUUCAAUAUUGCUCGCAUGA